AUGUCUGAGAGAAAGACAAAGCGAUUGUCUGGUGCAUUCUAUCGACAUCAAAAGAAGAGGAAGACUGUCGAAAGAGAAGAAUUGAGAGGAGCCUUGAAUAAAUUUAGAAUACCCCAAAAAAAUACAGCGACGCAAUCUACAUCAUCUUCGGCAGAACCAGCAACAGUUGAACAAGAAGGUAAGACGGUUAACGACAAAGAUACAAGUUCCUCUUCGGAAAACGAAAAUGAUGUGCCAGAAGUUUUAGAGGACAUCGCGGAGAGCAGAGAUUUCGAUUUUGCAGACGCUGGGACGUGGCCACGUUUACUUUCAAAUUCCAACAUCCAAAUGUUGGUUGAAAAGGGACCAACCCAAAUCGAAAUUAACUUUCCUGUUGACGAAUUUGAUUUGCCGUCUGUAGAAGAAGAUAACCUUGGAAGUGAAGUAGACGACGAAGUUGAACACAAUUUAAGUGUUGAAAAUGAUGGUAAGUUAAAAAAGUUUAUUAUACUAUAUGUAAUACAGUCAUCUUUGGCUGUUAAAAAGUUGCCGAAAACGCCCACGACUUCCAUGCUGUCACCUUUUGAAACCAGAGCCGAAGACCUAGAACCAUCCACUUCCGAGCUACCACCUUCUGAAACCAGAGCCGAAGACCUAGGACAAUUCACUUCCGAGCUAACACCUUUUGAAACCAGAGCCGAAAACAUAGAACCAUCCGCUUCCGAGCUACCACCUUUUGAAACCAGAGACGAAGACCUAGAGCCAUCUGCUUCCGAGCUACCACCUUUUGAAACCAGAGCCGAAGACCUAGAACCAUCCACUUCCGAGCUACCAUCUUCUGGAACCAAAGCCGAAGACCUAGGACCAUCCACUUCCGAGCUAUCACCUUCUGGAACCAGAGCCGAAGACCUAGGACCAUCUACAGAGCUUGUCUCACCCCCUGAAAAUGAAGGCAGAGUCAUCAAAUCUGCAAGCGAUCUAUCCUUAUCUGAUGAAGAUGCCGAAAUUUGCAACUACCAGAGACAAUUAGGUGCAUUUCUUGAAAUAAACAAUCAGUUUUGCGAUCAAACUUUAAAACUACAAAACAAUUUAAAGAAAAAAUCGUUUAAAUACGAAACGAACGUUUCACGCAUCAAAAAACGUAUAAACAAACUCAUUAAAUAUGGUGAUAUGGCAAUAAAUUUAAAAACUUUGUACAAAGAUAUAAAUAAAUAA
Psylliodes chrysocephalus is the source of this 1194-nucleotide messenger RNA. The record is from the annotation of a GenBank genome assembly. NCBI's taxonomy places the organism in Eukaryota, Metazoa, Arthropoda, Insecta, Coleoptera, Chrysomelidae.